This is a messenger RNA of Penicillium coprophilum, 291 nucleotides long. RefSeq lists its product as uncharacterized. The transcript is spliced from 2 exons. The record is from RefSeq and is a predicted model, not a curated record. NCBI's taxonomy places the organism in Eukaryota, Fungi, Ascomycota, Eurotiomycetes, Eurotiales, Aspergillaceae. Bases 1 to 291 code for a protein of 96 amino acids.
AUGGCAGCACUAGUAGAAAGCUUUGUUAAGGCUAUAAUCGAAGAAGAAAUAGACACUAGUUUUUCUGAGUGGGGCGAAUCACUAAGGUCUUGGGUAUCUCUGAUGAUAGGGUACCUAGAGGUUAACAACGAUAUCCUCGAUAUAUGUCCGGAUAAACAAGUAGUGGACUGGUAUAGUCAUAACUUUGGUCGAAUCUAUGAGGCCAAUUUCGGUCCUAUAGAUCGGCGCAUUUCAAAACGUCUCGGCUCUGGGAAAGAGAUGCCAAUAGAUAUGAGGGGAAAUCCUCUUUGA